UAUCUUCUUAAUGUGUGCAAUGCCCAUUUUGCCUUUAUACCCACGGGUUACCCAUGUUUUACCCAAUUUCUAUAUACUAAAGUACCUAUGUUAUUUAUCCUGGGCGACCCGUUUACAACCUCUUAACCGGCUAGAUAACCAACUGAUACAGUACCUUGCCAGCUUCUUCUGUUCAAAUCCGAAUUUUUCAACAACCUACAUCGGUGCCCUAACUUCCUCUCUCUUUCCUUAUCUGUUAUUCAAGAUUCAGCCUUUCAUUCUGACAUUGAAGUCGAGCGCAUGUGAGCCCUAACGCUGGCGUUCUGAGAUGCCGUUUUUCAGGCUUCAAGUAUCGUGAUCAAGCAGAGGUUGUCAGGUGUUGUUGAGCUUUAUUCGCUAGGCGAGGUCUCCGCUAGCUGAUUCGGAAAAAGGACAAGCUUCUCGAAAUGGCAGUUCUUCAAAAAGAGUUGUGAUCACAAGCAGCAAUAGACUGAGGCUCACCUUCAACGACGAGCAGGGAAUCAUGGCGUGGCUCUUCUGGUGAAUUUGCCGAGGGAUUCUCAAGCCGGUUGGUAGCAAGCCUCGGUCGAUUGUCUACUUCGCAGAGGGUUCAAACUUAAAAUUCUGGAGUUGCUCAUUGAUGUUGGCAUAAGUGGAUGAGCAUAACAGAUUAGAAAGAUUUUCAGGACUCUACAAAUUCUUUAUUACUUUUCUUAUUUCACAUUAUUGUUUUAUUUUGCAGCUAAUAAUUGCAACAAAACCGGAUCCAGAGCAUAUGAGAAAUCGCCAAAAAUUGUAACUGAAGACAACAUCAAGUUACUUUUUUUAAUACAGAAAAAGGUUGAUGCAAUCCAAGCAAAUUAUUCUGUCUUACUAAUAUCACUAACGGACAUAUGCAUGAAGCCGUUACGCCAGGAUUGUGCAACUCAAAGUGUGCUGCAGGUGCUUAAGGAUGCAAAUGGUCUUGAUAUUGUUGCAGAAGAUGAGUCAGCAGGGGAAGUUGAAGCGGGUGGCUGGGUUCAUCUUGGUCCAGAACAUGGAGUAGGUGUUGUCCCAAAAAUGGUCGGGAUGCAUUGUUUCAGAAGAUGAACCACUGGAAGUAGUUGUUUGAAGGUAGUCUUUGGUGACUUUGAGGACAGUCUUUGAUGUAGUAGUCAGGCUCCCGGACGGAGGGAAUGGGAAGGCAAUAUCAACCUCAAUAUCCAAAUCAAGAAAAGUAUAAGUGGUCAUCAGAAAUCCUUCCUUCAGUGUACAUGUUUGAUAAAAUUCUUAACAAAGGUAUGUUAAUUUAUUUGUCUUUCUUAAAGUCUAUUGUCUUAUAUUUGUUUGUGAUGAUUUGGCAGAAAAGGCAUAUGAGCAAUACACACUAAUCAGAAAUCCGAAGGCAGACACUGGAUACAUCUUUGCAGUAUGUAUUUCGGACUUUUAAACGUACCUCAAGUCCUUUUUAAUUAUGUUAGUUGGCAGGUGCAAAGAGAUCCGGUCCUCCUUGAGCAAACCUAAAUUGAGAAAAUGGACUAGCUGCUGAAGUUAUUCAGAAGAUUGAAAAUGUGCACCCCAAUUCACAUACCACAUGUGCGGGUACUAAUGGUCGGAAGAGGAACAAAGAAAAUCAAUCAGAUGCUUCACUUGCUGGUAUUCGUCAACAAGGUUCUGGAAAUGCUCUGGAUUUGUUCCUACAAAGACGCGCUGAAAGUAUUAAGAGAUCCAGGACCAUCGGCACUUCGUCAGAGUUCGACAAAAACAGCACAGGCUUCAGAGAGUAUACAGGUGGAAGGGCGCUGGAUUCAUUUCUACAAAAACGUGCCGAUAACAUCAAGAAAGCUGGAACCAAUCCUCCAGGGUUUGCCAACGUCGAAGGCUCUCUUAAAGAGAAUGGAGGUGACACAAUCAAUGCGGCAACAAAUCAGGACUCCCAUUUUUUGAAUUGCAAGGUGAAAUUAUGAGAGGACAAUGACUGAUGAAUUCAAAUUCCCAGGUCGUAAAAGGAGCAACGAGAAUCAUCCUAGCAGCUCUUUCUCUGGCAUUGGAGAGCAUGCAGGCGGAAGGGUGCUGGAUUCAUUUCUACAAAGACAGUGCCGAGAACAUCAAGAAGUCCAGGACCAAUUCUCCAGGGAUUGCCAAUGUUGAAAGCUCUCUUAAAGAUAAUGGAGGAUACAGUCGGUCUUCGCUGUCUAAAGUUGUUCAGAAUUCACCCUAUGCGUUCUUAGUGGAAACCACAAACAAAGUUUGCAAAGAUAUUCCGCAGUCUGGGACCCAACUUCGUCGGAAUUAUGGACAUGAUAUCACCUCCCAGAUAACAAACAGAGGUCUUGAACGUACUCCGCUUAGUGUUACAGGAGGUAGUACGCUGUCACUGAUAGCAACGAGUAUCGGCGAGAGGUCCACCCCCGGCACAUCCCUGACUAAUGAGACCACUAAGACAACAGGACGGAGAGGACGUGUUCCUUGUGGAAAUCUGCACCGGGCUCAUAAUUUCUUAAUAGAAAUCAAUAAUUAGUCAAAAAUUUAUUCAUUGUAAUCAUCUGGUGUAAUUUGAAUUCUAAAAAUAUUAUUAUUUGACAGAACAUCCCGAAUUUGGACGCGCGGAAAACUGAUUUCGUCUGAAUUGAUUGCACAUUGCUGGAACACUUUAGUUUGAGACUUUUACAAAUGGAACAGGGUUGUUGUAAGAUACUUGGAUAGCUCCUGCUUUACUGGCGACAGGCUAUAACUGGGGACUCCGUAGUUCUAGAAUUUGGGAAGACCAGAUCUGCUCUUGAAGAUAGUCUUAGGCGGGUAGAAGAUAUAGUUCCACAAGCUAUCUGUUGUCAGAUUUUGGAGAUUUUAAGCGAAAUCCAGGGAAUUGACUUCUUAGCUGAUCCGUUGGAUAAGCAGGUGGGGGAUGAUAUAAUUGGAUUGCUCCAACAAGGCAAAAAAAUUCAACAGUGGCUGUUCCACAAUUUUAGCCGUGAAAUAUGCUUCCAUUGAAAUUUCAAAAUCCUAUAUGCCAUGAUUUUAGCCAUAAUUUCUGUUAUGAAAUUGUUCUCCAUGUCUCGCACUCUUUCUUCUCUAAAAUUUAAAUUUCACCGAAAUCAAUUCAACACAUCGGUGAUCCUAAGUCUUCAAUGGAGCAUAAAUGUGUGUAUUUCUGAUUUGUGAUGAAAUAUAAAGGUGUGUAUUUUUCUGAUUUUCGCGUGCAUUUGGGUCCCCUGUCUUCUUCUUCAAAACGUACUGGUGAGUUUGGCCUCUUCUUUAAAUUCCUAUUUCUGUAAAUAAAUUGUCUGAAUCAAAUGAUUGAUAUGACACUGAUUUCCCAAUCACUCUGCUUGACCCAUCCUUUAUACGAGGCACAACAGGAUUUUGCAUUGAUUUCUGCUUACAGAAAAUUUCAUCUAGAAGCUUAAAUUCUGACUUUGUAUGUGUAGUACCAAAUGAUUUAGAUAUAAUCAGGGCACCUCUGAAAUGAUUUAGAUAUAAUCUGUGGUUUUGGACAAUGUUACUUACCUGGUUCCUGUCUCAAGAGUGACAGAUCAUUUUUUUUUUGUUUUUUGUUUCGAUCCAUCGAAUGCCCCCAUACUGUCUCAUGUGCAAUCUCAUGUGAAUUGUAGUACCACACGACUCUAAGAGUAUUGAUUUUUUUAUUGUUUUUCAGGAUAAAUAAAGAAACAGAUGGUUUCGAGUUUCUGAUACACAAAUAUUUUAGAGUGGCUAAUUCACACACGAAAAUUUAUGCAUCACUAACACUGCAAUUUCAAAAUUUUGAAUUGUAGCCGGAAAUGUAUUUGCGCUAUUUGGACUUAAUAUAAUUAGAUAUUGUAGAACCUGGCAAGUUGUUUUUGUAGCCUAAACCAGAGUGAAUAGUAUAAGCAAACUUAUUUAAUAGACAGAAGGGUGGCGUGGCAUGCUUGAGGAGCUCUAUCAAUAUUUCUCUUUAUUCACAUAAUUCCUAUUUUUUCUGCUUCCCCAUAUUUAUGUUCCUAAUAUCUAUAUUCAUUAAUUUUAGCUAUUCCUAGAGUUACUAGGCGGGGAAUUUCAGAGGUAUGUGCAAUUACACCCGUUCAGAUAACUAAAGACCUAUCAACUGCUCAGCAAAGGUGGGAGUCAUAAACACAAAAGAUGGCAACUAAUAAGUCUUGUUUGGCAUUCCCAUAACAUAUAUAUGGCAAGGAAAGAUGGUGAAGAUUUUUAUGUUGAUAUUGGUGAUUCAGAGUCUGGGAAAAAUGUAGCACGUGAAGAUAUGUCGUCUAAAGACAUGUUGGAUACAGGAAAUGCCAUGGAAGCUUUAACCAGAGUGGACUUGGACUUGGCAUACUCUUCCGAGAAAUCAGUUAAUCUAGACACACUUAUGAUGCAUGUUUGGGCAUGGGAAAAAGAAUUUGAAGCUCUGGCUACAGAUGAUAUAUCUGUUGAUUGCAUAGAGAAAGCAUUGGCAUAUGAUUUCUUUUCGGGUAUCUUAGAAUCAGAGUGGAGGUUAAAUUGUACAUUCUGGCGAGUCUCUAAAGCAAUCACAGGAGAAUGCACUGGAAAUGAAGAUGCAGUUAACCAAGUUGCAAAUGACAUCCCUGGCGUUCAAUCCAACCUAUUGGAAAUAUAACAGUAACACAGGUUUGCCAGAUGAUUCUCAAGGGUCACUUAUGAGGCCACAAUUGCAAACAGCUGAACAGAGACAUGUUUUAAGAAUGUUGGAAAAGUCUCUUGCAUGAGAGCUUGAUUUUGAGAAAAAGCUAACAGCACUUAAACAAAAUGAAGAAGAUUUGAAAUUGAAGCUACAACUAACCGAGCAGGUAUCAGAUCGAGAUCAUGAACCAGUAAAAAUUGUGGAGAUCAUGGAACAUAAUGAAGUGAUGCAUGGUAAAACAAUGCAAAUAAGGCAUCAGAAAGAUCAGCAACAUCCUUUGGUGAUUUAUUUGUAGUGGUUUUUUUUUGAUUGAUUUAAUGAGUAUCUGAACUUGAACCAAACUCUUGAUAAUCAAAAAAACUAUGUAUAAUAUUUAUCUACAUUUUAUGGUUUA
Daucus carota subsp. sativus is the source of this 4973-nucleotide messenger RNA. RefSeq lists its product as hypothetical. NCBI's taxonomy places the organism in Eukaryota, Viridiplantae, Streptophyta, Magnoliopsida, Apiales, Apiaceae. The transcript is spliced from 22 exons. The coding region runs from base 1940 to 2479 and encodes 179 amino acids. The record is from RefSeq and is a predicted model, not a curated record.